Molecule: messenger RNA, 7574 nt
Organism: Hyla sarda
Lineage: Eukaryota; Metazoa; Chordata; Amphibia; Anura; Hylidae
Gene: SLC24A3
Product: solute carrier family 24 member 3
Exons: 17
Coding region: 389-2410 (673 amino acids)
Biological process (GO): intracellular calcium ion homeostasis; calcium ion transmembrane transport
Cellular component (GO): membrane
Molecular function (GO): calcium channel activity; calcium, potassium:sodium antiporter activity
Source: RefSeq, a predicted model, not a curated record
GAAGCUUUUGUGCUGAUGACUGUAAAGUUUGAGCAGUGAGCUCUCUUCUAGUUGCUUUUGUUUGUAGGAGCUGCAUGUGUGUCUAUGUAAGCAGCCCUCCCAGGGGAUGAGUGUGAAUGAAACCAGUGCUCAGCAGCAGUUCUCUCCCCAUGAUCAGCAGCAGCAGCAGCAGCAGCCCACAGCCUAGUGUUCUUCCCCUGCCUGCAUCAUGCUGCCUCUUGUGUGUGAUCUGCCCAGACGCAUGUAACAUGGAUUAGGAGCACAGGAGGAGCACAGCACAAGGAGCUGGAGUUGGAAGAAGUACCGACAGCAUUGCACAGUCCCUUCACUCUCUACACUCUGCAGAGGGGGGAUCACUUGUCUUUUAUCCAUUAAGUGAGUGCAUUGUAUGGAUGUGGACAUGAUGCUUGCACUGACACAGGGAGAGCAGUGCCAGGUCUGUGCCCUGCCAGGAAUGCUGGAGAGCAGGCAGAAGAAGAGCAGGACCCGCAGGAAAAGGAAAGAACUGCUGCUGGGGCAGAUGUGCUUCAUGGGCUGCCUCAUGCUGCUGGCCUCUGCUGUCUCCCACUGGGCUGGAAUACUGGGUAUUGAAGAAAACAACUCUUUACAUAGAAACCAGAGAAAUGUAUUAGAUGUCAAUGCCAACAGUAAUGGACGAGGACUUCUUUGGAUGGAUGAUGAAAAUUUUACUGAAAUUCAAGGUGAACACAGACAUCGCAAAAACUGUACUGAACCAGCUCUUCAUGAAUUCCCUAGUGAUAUCUUCUCACAUGAGGACCGGCGGCACGGAGCUAUCGUUCUGCAUGUUCUAUGUGCAAUGUACAUGUUUUAUGCCCUUGCAAUUGUCUGUGAUGACUUCUUUGUCCCUUCCUUGGAGAAAAUUUGUGAAAGAUUACAGCUCAGUGAAGAUGUGGCCGGAGCUACAUUCAUGGCCGCUGGCAGCUCAGCUCCAGAAUUGUUUACAUCUGUGAUAGGAGUGUUUAUCACAAAGGGAGAUGUGGGAGUUGGAACCAUCGUUGGUUCGGCUGUAUUCAACAUCCUAUGUAUAAUUGGAGUAUGUGGCUUGUUUGCAGGACAGGUUGUUGUCCUCUCAUCUUGGUGUUUGUUACGAGAUGCUACCUAUUACACCUUGUCUGUUAUUGCACUAAUUAUAUUUAUAUAUGAUGAAAAAGUUUCCUGGUGGGAGUCUGUCAUUCUGGUCACAAUGUAUGCUAUUUACAUUCUCAUAAUGAAAUACAACUCCUUUAUACACCGGUGCUUUGAAAAGAGAAAAAAAGGAGCAGGAAACCUGGCAAAUGGGCUGGCGAGUAAUGCAGAAAUAGACGACAACAUCAAUUGUGAUGCCACCGUGGUAUUAUUAAAGAAAGGAAAUUUUCAUCGUAAAACCUCGGUGAUCAUGGUGGAUGAGAUACUUUCUGCAUAUCCACAUCAGCUAUCGUUUUCAGAGGCCGGACUGAGGAUCAUGAUAACUAGUCACUUUCCGCCAAAAACUCGUCUCUCCAUGGCUAGUCGCAUGCUGAUAAAUGAGAGACAGAGAUUAAUAAACAGCCGAGCCUAUGCAAAUGGAGAGUCAGAGGUUUCCAUUAAAAUUCCAAUUAAACACGCUGUCGAGAAUGGAACGGGCCCUGGGAUUUCUACAGAGAGAAGUGCAAAUGGCACAAGGAAGGAUGAAGACGUUGCCGAAGCGGGCAAUGAAACCGAGAAUGAAAACGAGGACAAUGAAAAUAAUGAAAAUGACGAAGAUGAAGAAGAGGAUGAUGAUAAUGAUGGACCUUUCACACCUUUUGAAAUUCCUACUGGAAAGGCCAACAAAUUGAAAUGGGUAAUAACCUGGCCAUUGUCUUUUCUUAUGUACUUCACUGUACCCAACUGUUCUAAACCUCGGUGGGAGAAAUGGUUCAUGUUUACAUUCAUCGGAUCCUCUAUAUGGAUCGCCGCUUACUCUUAUGUGAUGGUCUGGAUGGUUACUAUCAUUGGGUUCACCUUAGGAAUACCAGAUGUAAUUAUGGGCAUCACCUUCCUGGCUGCUGGAACCAGUGUCCCUGACUGUAUGGCCAGCCUCAUAGUUGCAAGACAAGGUAUGGGAGAUAUGGCUGUAUCCAACUCCAUUGGAAGCAACGUAUUUGAUAUUCUUAUUGGGCUGGGGCUCCCAUGGGCAUUACAGACUCUGGCUGUGGACUACGGUUCAUAUAUACAUCUUAACAGUAGGGGUCUCAUAUACUCUGUGGCUUUACUCCUCGCUUCCUUGUUUGUUACGGUGUGUGGUGUUCACAUGAACAAGUGGAAACUGGACAAGAAGCUAGGAAUUAUAUGCUUAUUAUUGUAUGGCGUCUUCCUGUGUAUCUCCAUCCUCACGGAAUUCAAUGUUUUCACAUUUGUGAAUUUGCCCAUGUGCAGAGGAGGAAUCUGAUCUACCAUGCAGACACGUCAGAGAGACUUCAUCUUACUUUGUGGUGCAAUACAAAUGCACGACCUUUACCAUGAAAUGGUGAUGCACCUGAAGGUCGUCAAGUCUGUCCCGGUCACUGUUCAGGGGAAUUACUUCUUCCUAUCCUUCCCCAUGCUGUCCUAUGGGGACCUUUUCUUCGUAGCUUUUUCUGUGUUUCUUUUAAAUUGUUUGAGUUUCCGAUAUUUGCUCAAGAGUUGUGUCCUUUUUAACAGUGACCAGGGAUUUAGAUAAAAGGCUGCUAACUGGCCCAGAGCCAGCCCCAAUCACAUCUGCUACAAAUCCUUCUAUUUAAGUUAUUUGGUGAAGAACUUAAUGUAAUUUAUAACUUGAGAUUGUUGAAACGUUGCAGAAGAAUGGAAACGAUUCAUUACCAGGGAUUCACUAUGAGGAAUAUCAAGGGAUCAAAUAGCUGAAAACCCUUUUCCCAUAUUCAGAUGGAAUGACAUUUGAUGAACCCAGCGGGCAGCAGUGCACAUCCGAAGCAAGGACACAGGCUGACCUAUUAACUUUUCAAGAAAUCGGAGUAUGUUUUAUGCUGAAGAAAGACCAAGAAAGAAAGAACUUUUUAUACAAUGAACAAAUCUUUUUUUUUCUUAAGACAGUAGUAAACAGUAGAGAGAGUAUCAAUCUGCUCUCGUAACUACUGCAGCCGGUGACGUAGUCAAAUGCAAAGUCAUUGGUUGCUUUUUAGUCGUGUGUUGCUAGUUCUGGGGAGUACUGAGCAUUGCAAGUCAAUGCAAUAGGGUAAUUGUUCGGUACUAUUAAUGGUUCUUUCUUAACCCAUGGUGGCACCUGAAGGUCUGCUAUCUGCUCUAGCUAGUCUGCCUGGUACAGUAUUUUUAUACAUAGCUUCAUAGUAGGUAACAGCUACUAUGUACAAAAGUCAUAUAUAAUUUGCUAAUUCAGUUAUGGACACUGGUUUCUUAAAAAAAAAAAAAGGCAUAUUUUGCACAAAUGCUUUUUGAAGAUAAUACAACAUAAAAGAUUUUAAAGUGUACACUGGAUGUGGCCAUAUUGUAUUUACAGUCUAAGAAAAAGACCUCAUAAUAUGGGAUCAACCAAGGCAGAGAUAAUGUAUCCAAAAAAAACAAUUCUAGUUUUCACAGACCAGCCAUUUUUUGUAGUAUAAAAUUUUAAUUUAUUAUGCAUGUACAGAGAGGAAACUUAUUUGAAGAAUUCUAGGCGUAGUUUCUAUAAGUCAUGAAAGCUGCCGUUUAUUCAGGGAUUUUAGUGAAGGACAUACGCACUGCAAUGCUUAUUUUUGUAAACAUAUGAUAUAUAUAUACAGCUAUUUCAUUGUGGUGCAUUGUCCUACAUAUUUAAUAUAGCAACCGAAACACAGUUUAUUGAUCGAGAACCGCAUGGUUUUCUUUAAAGCACCAUUCAAUGAUAUUCUUCCAGAAUCCUUUCUCAUUCCUUCCAACAAGCUAAAAUGAAUGUUAUAUUGUACAUAAAUCUUUGUCACUGUGCACACUACAAUAUACUUAAAUGUUCUUCCUUAAGCAAAAUAAUGUUUGUUAUGGUAUUCAAGGCUCAAAAAAAAGUAUUUUUUUCAGAGCUAAUAUUGUAGUCUAGUCCCAUUACCUUAAACAAGGCAGAGCUGUAAUAUCAUCAACAGCCUGUAGACAAGAGUGGAGCUGUUUCUGGAAAAAGCAGACCAACCCUGUUAUUCUUUUAUGUCAGUUCCCAAGAAUUAGGAAGUUGUAAUUUGAUUGUAAACAUUUUUACAGGAUCGGAAAUCCUUCAUAGGAUGAAGUAAUUGACAAGAGAUAAAUGAGAGCUUUAUUUUUUUAGUGAUUAUUUUAUUUUUGUUAUUUUGUUACAGAGCUGUCUACGUUGAAAAGUGAAGCUUAUAAGUAAAAAUGGAGGAGCUGUUCAGGGAAUCAGUCAGGAUAUACCUUUCGUUUUCAAACUUGUCUUCAGUUGGUUCAUAUGGGGGACCACACUUUUUUACACUAGCUUUAUAAACCUCCCCAUAGACUUUUAGACAAUGGUAUUUUAUUACCUAAAGUUAUUACAUUUAUCAGUAUUGUCACCAAAUAUUGAAAUUACUGGUAUAAUUGGUAUUUAGUCAAGAAUCAUUGGGGUUUACCUUGGUUACUGGUCGAGAGACUAGCAAUUGUGAACUGCCAGUCCCUCAGUUAUCUUCCACCAGUGACACCAUCUAAGAAUGCUGCUUAACGUGGUAUACAUCCAUAACUUACUUAUAUCAAUAAGCUAAGCUUUUUUAUGUCAUUCACCUCAUUUUCUUGUAUUGGAACAUAUCACACAGGACAAACACUAGGAACCAGUGUUCCUAAAAUGUUUUUAAAAUGUACCCCUUUUCCCUUUGAUUGGUUUAGUGUUACAAAUCAACUAGAAUACUGCUAAUCCAGGGACAGAGGGAGAAAAGGGGCAGAGUAGAACUACAGCUUGUAGUGAUUUGAUAUUGAGGUGGCCCAAACCCCUCCAUUGGUCACCUGAUAUUGGUGCGGUCUGUCUUUUUGUGGCAGUUAGGACACUACCUAUAACCAUACAUUGAACAUGUUGCACAUAAGUUCCUUCCUAGAUUUAUCUAUCUAGUUUUGUACAUUAUUUUGUCCAUUAAGGUGUUAACAUGAGUAAGGAGCUAAAGCAGCAGUAUUCAACAUAUCACUGAAAUAUUAGCUGGACUACAGUAAAUUUACCAUGGUGUACAUGAAACUAGAGGCUUUUCUUUGACAUAUAGUAAACACAAGUAUAAAGAAAGACCAAAAACAAAAAACAAAAAUUAUUAAAUAUCACUAUGAGAAUUUUGUGAAAUUAGUGUAUAGUCAGAAAUGGAAAACACAGUAACCUGAAGAUAUUAGUGUUAAAAGUCACCUGGUCAGCACAGUUGAGCAAAGGAUCCCAACAGUAGUGAUCAGGACACCCAAGACCAUGUGGUAUAGCAAGGCCUUCUGCAGACCUGCCAUGGAGAUUCUUCACAGAAACAUGAAAAUGUUCCUAGAAUAUUUAUUGAAAACUGCAAUAAUAUUUUUACAUGUGCUUUUUGAAGCUGCAUUUUAACAGGGGAGUCGUCAAUUGAGAUAAAUUGUUGCAGCACUAUAGACAUAAGGUAGUGUCUUCUUCGACUCCCCGGUUAAAAUGCACUCUUAGGGCCCAUUCACACUACAGAAUUUCCAUUCCGAAUUUCCACAAGGAAAUCCCGCUCAGAUUCUGCUUGCAGCAGAAUUCCAUUGCUACAGAACUUAAGAUACGGGAUUCUUCCAGAGGAUUGAACAUGUGCAGUCUUUUUUGACACAAUCCACUGGAGAAGUCCCAAUACUGCAUUGUAGUGAACAGGAUAGUGCUUACUGUCCAUGGCAGAUCCGCCCCGGAAAUUGCCGAUUCUGGAGGGGGCUGCUGUAUGCGAAAUCUGCCCAGAUUUCCCUAAGGAAAAUUUUGGGUGGAAAUUCCAUAGUGUAAAGCAGCCCUUACUUUAAUUACAUGUAGCUCUAAAUUUAUAUAGAAAUUGUAAAUGUUAUUUUGGAUACCCUAUUACAGAUAUAUUCUUCCCUAAAAGCAUUGCUUUAUCAAAUAUUACCUCUUUAAUAUGAUACCCUACUGAAUCACCAUAUGAUACCGCAUAAGACCUGUGCCUGAAGUAAUAUGGAGGCAUUUGCUAAUGCUGGCCAUACAUAUUAGAUUAUUAUCCAAGUUAUUAGCCAAACUCUCCGAUUUCAUUGGGACAGCUUGAUCAUGUUAUAUACAUGGUGGCCUCCUGACUCUUCUCCAAUAGAUGAUGCCAGGGAAGACACUGGUCAGGCAGCUGUAUUUCAGCAUACCUGAUAAUUUUGUUCUCAGGGGAAAAAAUAUUUUAUAUUAGUUAUUUAUAGUUUUUUUAAAGAUGCAGUUUAAAAAGUUUAUGUUUAAUUAGCUCUCUAAUAAUAUAUAAAAAAAAAUUGCUUAAAGAUGUAGAGAUAUUAUGUCCGGCGAUCUGGAUCCAUCACUUAUGGGAAUGCCAGACGCAACAGGUUUAAUUUUUUGCAUCUGACAUCCUUUCUCUUGACCCAUAAGCUGAGAUGGAGCACAGAGCCCGACCUAUGGAUCUUCCGACACAGUUGGUUUUGCUAUAUCAAAAAAUGCUGCAUGCUACAUUUUUGAUCUGGCAGCUGCACACUGCAUUGUAAUUCUCAUCAUGUCCUGACUUAUACAUUAAUGUGCCCAUAAGUUUAAAUUAACAUGUCAUAGGGGUACCUUGUAUUCAUAUGUUUGGGCAGAAUAUUUGGGGAUUCUGUAGCCCCAAUUGUAUUAAAAAGAAUAUUUUUUUAAUACAACUGAAAAAACAAAGAAAAAAAAAAAGAGAAAAAAGUAUAUAAAAAUGUGAUCAUCUACACUCCUAAAUUAUGCCUCUGUACAAGUUCUGGUUUGUAUAGAGAGAUUGGCUAUAGAAAUCUACAACACAGACGGGUCCAAUCACAUCCUAAUGGAACAUUUUACUUUCCAUUUGGAUAUGAGUAAAUGUCCAUAGUAACCUCUUUCCACCUCACUCACUCCUAACUUCUGUCCAUACCUGCGGUGGGGAGUUUGUUACCAAGUGGCUUGCUUAACCUCUAAAAUGCCACAGUCAAUAGUGACCACAGCAUCUAAGAAAUUUGAUAGGGGGAGGGCACUGGAAAGUUUCCAUAGGUCUGGAGGCCUGACAAAGCAGUUUACCUACUAGUGCAGUCUAUUUCCAUCCACCGCCCAAAAACAAGAAUAAAGGAGUACUUCAGAGGAAAACUGGUGCCAGAAAAUUAUACAGAUUUAAGAGGACUUAACCCUCCCAGUACAUUUCAGCUGCUGUAUGCCCUGGAGAAAGUUGUGUCGUUCUUUCUGGUCUGACCACAGUGCUCUCUCCUGCCACCUUGUAAUUGUCCAUGUCAAGGAGGUUCGCUAUGGUUAUUUGCUCCUGCUCUGGACAGAUCCUGACACAGACAGAGGUGGCAGCAGAGAGCACUGUGGUCAGACUGGAAAGAACUACACAUAAUUACUGGAAGGUUUUUAAAGGAAAACUGUCAGAUAUUUUCUCCCGCUCGGCCGUUCGCCCGCAAUUGUACUUUUAUUCUAUGUGCAAAUCUUGCUGUAACUGGCACGGGCGGGGCUUCUGCAGGUUAACUGGCAAAGACGUCAGCGCCGCUUAUGA